Molecule: messenger RNA, 839 nt
Organism: Canariomyces notabilis
Lineage: Eukaryota; Fungi; Ascomycota; Sordariomycetes; Sordariales; Chaetomiaceae
Exons: 2
Coding region: 199-786 (195 amino acids)
Source: RefSeq, a predicted model, not a curated record
UAAGGAGUUGACAUGAUGGACAUGGCAGGAAAUGUCAAUUCGGAUGCGCGCUUUGCAUUCAAGAUUCGAGCAUAAAAAGGGUGACGAACAUCCAGAGUCAUUAGGAAGGGGAGAAGGGGAGAGCAGGAUCCCGAUGUCGCAGGUUCAACCCUAACCCGAGUUCCGACGAAAACCUUGGAUCAAUUGAUUUGGGUGUUCAUGAUCCUGAAGAACAGAAUCCCUUUCCCCAUUUUCACUUUUAGCCAGCACUGUUGCAUCUCAAAACAUCAACUCAUGCGGUCUUGCCCAUUAUACUUCCAAGGACCUCACCCACCUGCCACAGCCGAGACCAACCGUUUUGGACUUCAACUUUACUGCAUACCCAGCCCCUCCUUCCGGAAACUUCCUCACCGCCAAACAAACCCCGGGAUCCUGGUCCGAAUAACUGCGAAACGACCUAUCAUUUGCGUUCGUUUUGAAGAAGACGAAGCCAUCCUUAUCGGCGUCUCUCACAGUUACCUAACGUUUACUGGUUCACAAACCCUUGUCCAUAUUUAUUCCUCAGAGACCGUUUGGCCCAGCAAGAAGCGGCAUGCUGCUAGAGCUCGCGGCGGCGAAGACGACCAUGAUUGCCAUGUAGGCGCACACCAACCCGAGCGUCUUGUGUGUGUUCAGCUCGUUUGUAGAUGUCACCACAACGCCGAAGACGGUCGUGGAGCCGACGACAACGCCAAAAGCCUGAAGCUUGCUUGGCUCCGCAAGCCAGAGGAUGCCCACGGGUAUGAAGACGAGCGCCGCGGCGCCUAGGACCUGUAUUGUCUUGAGCAUGAUGAUGAGAGCGCUUUCGGGGAGGAAGCGGG